AAAAGUGUCUCGUUCACAGUUCCCGGAAUUGGUUCAUCUAAAUCCCAAAAGACCAAAUGUUUGGGCUUGAAAGUGCCUAUUGGCCAUACUUGGCCUAUCUGGCGCUAAUACUUGUUGGCCUUGCAGUCCUUGCCAAAUGGGGGUUGUACGCCUUUACAGGGGUAUACAUUGGCUCCAUCAACCCAUUCAUGCUCCGGGUGAGCUCCAUUUCCAUUACCCAACCAGGAGUUUCCAUCAAUAUCCGCAGCCUUUAUCUCAGGCUAAACCUCUGGGAUCGCAAGGAGCGCCUCAAGUUUGUGGCGGACAGCACCCACAUUGUGGUGCACGUCUCGACCAAUACGAAUCAGAAUAAUCCAGACUCUAUGGAGAACGCCCAGAAACCCAUACCUGUCCUUUCGAUUUAUCCAAGGGAGGGCCGAGCGAUAGUGCAGUUCUUGCUCGCCCACUUGCCAGCCACCAAGAUUCUCUUGAAGGACACGUCUGUGUUGGUGGGGAAGCUUCCACCAGUCACAGCUUAUCGGCUCGAAGUGAGUGCCCUAGACCAUGCGACAGUCGAUAAUUCCUGGAAACUCAGUCUUAGUACUUUGUUGAGUCAGGUUGAGUGGAGCGGGCAGUACUUGGAUACUCUCCGGCUCGAGGUGUCCACAUUAAUCGACCGGAAGACCGGGGUACUCUCCAGAACGAAGGUGCGUGUGUUCGUGUUCAAGUUGACAGCGUCGUUGGCGACCUUACUUAAGAUAAAUGAGCCUCAAGUAGAGAUUCAAUCCCCUCCAAAGAGCUCCGAUCUACAGCCCCACUCGAAGGACUUUGAACUACAUGCCAAUACUGGGCCACAGGACUCAGAGCUUCGCCCAGCCUCAGAUCUUGAUUCUAUGGCUAUGUGGUUGGAACUCCUUGAAACCUCCAUUGAUGAGGUCACCUUCCACUUGGAAAACAUUAAGGUGGACGAUAUUCCAUUCCUUUCCAACUUCCAUUCCGUCGAGGCUGGUCUCACCGACUCCUUGAACCACUUCCUCCAGUUCAGAGUGAAGUCCAGUUCCACCACGCACAAGCACCUAGACCCUCUCUCCCCCGGCUAUGACCUCCACUUCCGUCUAGAUGAGCGUGCAUCCCAGGUGGUAUCCACUUCGUCACUCGUGCAGCUCAACUUAUGGCAUCGUAUUCCAGGCAAGAAACCGCAGCGUGUGCCGCUCGCUGCCAUCCCCAGCCUCAGCCUUUCUAUCCAGUCGAACUUCUGGCAGCAGUUCGGUGUUCAUUUAAGGUACGAUAGCGGCUGGGCCGCGUGCCGUGUCGUGGGUGCCGCCUCCGUCUCCAGUCCGACUGUGGACCUUUCCACGGCAGCUCUCGCCUUGGCCGUGUUCAACGGUGUUUUGGUCCAACGCUACCAACUCUACAAGAUGGGAAAGCCAGGGAAAGGAACUUCGGAUUGGGAUAUUCCUCGGAGUGCAGCUAUGCCCUCCGCUUUGGCUAUGGCAUCAUCUCUGCUUCCUGUUGUCAACGUGAAAUUGACACUUGAGCAACCAGCGCUCAUCAUCAAACAUCGUUCCGACACCUUGCGUCUCACAAAGCUCUCGCUCGCGUUACUCAGUCUCCAGAUCGGUUCGCGCGGCGGACGCUACGAGACUUCUCUUGACGUGUUGAACGUUCGUUUGGGGUACCGUGAAAAUGACACCCAUCUCGCAGACAUCCUCCACAUCCAGAACCUCGGUGUGCGCGGUGUUUCCCAGAAGAGCGGGCGGUUCGCAACGCGCGUGGAUGUAACAGUCACCGGUGUCAGGGUUGACCUCUGUGCCAUCCCUGUCUUGCUCGGCAUUUCACGGCUUCUCACCGAGACACUGAGAGAAUUCCGCAUACUCAAAGCCUCCGAUGCGUUCAGCGUGCCCGAUGAGCUUCAGACGCUCCAGAGCCCUAGCGUCGACGACCGAUUCGGCGAGCUCCCUCCAUGGCUCGAAACCGCCACCAUUUCGGUGACACAGGUGGACAUCGUGCUUGGAUCCAAGUCUGUGUUCGACCCCGCCAUAACCUCCGCUGGGGCAACUGGCAGCGUGGCAUGCAAAAUUGCAGAGGUUGACGCACAGCUUACCAAAGAGGCCGAGGGCUCUAGCCUUCCAUGGGGGGUGAAGGUGCAGACGCGGGGCCUUGCGAUCGUGCCGGUAUAUGAAAACACACUGGCUACAGCAAAGUACGAGAAGUUCUUACGGGUUCCUAACGUAACGUUGGAGUUCUAUCCGGAAAACAUUAACGAGGGAUCGAAGCAAACGGUAGAAUAUCACCCGAAUGGCCCUCCCUCUUCGCGGCGCUUGACCCUCGACGUGGAAGUUUCUCGUGUCGAGAGCUACUACAGCGUGUACUGUCUCUUUGUGAUGGUGGGUGCGGCCAGCUUACUCCAGGCCACGGUCGUGGGGCCGCUCCGCGAGGCCACAGCGCUCGCAGCGCUUGGCAAUACUAUUCACUCCAAUCCAAUACCGCUACUAUUGCGUGUGAAUGUCACGGUUGCGGAGUUGGAUGUGGUUCUUGAGUUCUCCGAGCUGCUCAAGAUGCGCAUCCAGGUUUCUGAAGCCCAUGCGUGUAUCCGUGAAGGCCGUCCGGCCGAGGUGGCGGUGCAGUUUGUGCGCUUACUCCUUGAGUCUCCGACGGUUCCCGGCUUCUGGACACGGUUAGCGUGUGUAGACGCUGCUGAGGCAACCAUCGACACGAAAAAACAGCCGCCAAGUAUCGAUGUGCGCACCGCAGCGAUUCGUAUCGUGAUGCCAAACCAGCUCCGCCUCUAUCGACUCUUUGACCUGCUUGCGCUCACGGCAAAGGUGGCCAAGCAGCUCGUAUACUCGUUGGGCCAUGAUAACGUUGAGCUGGUUGUCCAGCUGGAGAUUGAACUGGCGGUACAGCUUCCUGACGUGGCACUCCAUACAGCAAAAGUGAUGAUGGCUGUGGAGGAUGAUCCGUUCGAGAGUGAGUUGAAUGGGAUCUUCCAGUUAGGGUUACUUGAGCAGGCACAGCGCACCGAGAAGCUCCGCCAACUUGCGCUCAGGACCGCUGACGAAAAUACCCCACAACACGCCACAUUGAUGGCGUACUUCUCGCGGUCAUGGAUCCGCCGCGUACGGGCGUUUAAGGCUAAGUCACGCGCAGAGAGCAUACGCAACGUAAAAUACUUGUAUGGUGGAGAGGCCAGACUUGCGCCGGUGUUUGCGCGCGAUGUGUUGGCGCCCGCGCCCCUUGCGCCGCUCCUCUCAGUUGCACUCGCAGAGGUCGAUGUGCGGUUGAGCGAGCCCCAAUUCGCAGACCUUCGGUACUUCCUCUAUCGCAUGGGGCAAGGCCUCCCGGACGACACGCCCUGGACAUUGCUCGUGCCGAUGUACGUGGAGCUCACGGCGCAAGAGGCUCGUGGGCACAUCCGAGACUAUCCCUUGCCUCUUUUCUGGGUGCCACGCGCAGCGGCAGCGCUCUCGGUUAAGGGCCACCUCGUGUUGGGCGAGAAGUUCGACAGUGACCCCAAGAACAUGCGUGACGUGUGGGUGCCGUUGGUGCCGGUGUGUGAUAGGACAGCCGAGAUGGCUUCUCUUGUGUCGACGGUGAUUCCUCGUACGCUCGCUCCAAUGUGGUGUUUUAUGGAUAUGGCGGCGCGCAUCGACACACAACGGCCAGCAGCCGGCACAUGGGGGGUCGCGUACCGGGCGGCAUUGAAGCAGCUUCUGUUGAGCUUUGACAACGUUACCAAGCCCCCAGUGGACCGCUCGCCAAAAGUGGGGGUGUGGGACAAAAUGCGCCAGCUCGUGCACGGGCGGUUCGAGUUAGAAGUAGCAAACGAGUUGCACAUCCACCUCAAAGGCUCACGCGACCCGUACGCAUUGCUUGGGACUGCUGGUGGCUUCACACUCGGGUUUGUGCGCGACGUGCGCGUUGAUAUCAACUCUACCGACGAUCUGCGCGAUUUCCUUGGGGUACGUGCAGACGAGGUCAACUGGACAGUGCCUAACCACCUCGCACAGCCGUUGUUGGUGUGGUGUCGUGAGACCGACAAGGCUGUGCUCGUACCCACCACGCGUGCGUUCCUCAACUCCACGUUUGCAUAUUUCCUUCAUGCGGAUAUGGCGCUUGCGGGGCGCGCGCCGCCAAUAGUUGGUGCUAAGACCUGUGUGGUACUCACUGGAGGGAUCUUCUUCGGACUCGGGUACAUGUUUGAGCGCAACGCCGCGGAAGGUCGGACGUUUGAAUCCGUCCCGUUCCAUAAAUUGCAGCUUUGCAACCCGGCCCUUGUGCCUGAGGGUCACGACGCGUACGCAGGGUUCCGCAGUGAAUACGUCCACAUGGCGAUUACCGUCACUGCCGAUGGACCAACAAGCCGUAACGCCAUCAGCUUGUCGCCACGGUCGUUGCGGCAGUUCAUAGACUGGUGGCAUUUGUUUGCGGGUAACAUGGAUUUGCCCGUUCGCCAGGGCCGCCUUUUUGGACUGCCGCCGCUGACAACUGCGCUCUCGGAGCGCUUAGCGACGUUCAAGUUCCAGUUUGUUAUCGCCCCAAUCACUGUUCUGCUCAUGUACCAUGACCAGGAUACGAUCGCAGGCGACCACAUGUGCAUCGGGGUGAAGGGUCGUGUCGAGGCGCUCACCAUUGACUUGCACCAGCGCAAGGAAGCAGCGGUAGAGCACCACGAGGCAUUGGGACGAAACAAGAAGGUGAUGAAGAUGAUACUCAAUGUAGGGCAAGUGGACGUGAAGAAAAUUGACGUGAGAUUGGUCGAGGCGGUGCUGAGUCCGGGUGGCAGCUCCGAGGGUUCUGGUGAAAGCUCUGACGACAGCUCCGACUGGGUCGAGGCAGCAGACUUUGAGGAAUUUCUCCAACCAUCGGUCGCAGGCCAUGCACGUCGCGUGCGUGUGUUGCCGUUGAUGUUAGUGCCGCGGAUGGUGUACGUUUGCGACGUGCCGCUGCGCAGCAAGCCCGACGGUAAGCCUUUGGGGAGCGAGCCUCUACACGAAUGCUUAAUUGGCGAUAACAAAGGCUGUGCUAGCCGCGAACAAGACAAUGAUAGGGUGCGGGAAAUCCUGCCAGAAGUACCUCAUACAGAAUCUGCAAGAACCGGAUCUGCAAAGGCGGCCGAAACGGGCGAAGCCGCACGAACCACUACCAUAGAUGCAGUGGCUCAAGCUCCAGAAAGGCAUGCUCAGGCCGAUCAAGCCAUUGACCUCCAAGCUGCGGAUACUGAAUGUGAAGAAACGACUGGAGGUGUGAAGGUGACAGGGACUGGAUCUGCCGAUUUUGAGUCUGCUCUGUCGGAGAGUAUCAGCUCUCACACGGACAACGCCGACGCGUUCCAGAACCGGUUUACGCUCCAUGACAUCCUCCUCAAAUGGGAUAAUGAGACCCGUAACUUGCUCUACAAGUUUGUCCACUACAUCAAACUUCGCGGAGCCAUAUUCAGCUUCCUCAAGCACGACGCGUUCCAGGAUAUGCAACUGGUGGUGCAGCGUAAGAUGACGCGUCAGGAGACCCUUAUUAUGGGUAUGAUCAAUGAUACCAGCUCCCUCAACUCGUCCAAUUCUGGUGACUCCUCUCCGAACACGGUCACUGAUCACAUGGAGCCCACUUGCGCAGAUCGUCUCGCCGGCUUCAACACAGCUCUCCGUGAGGUUUUGGCUGACCAGGUGUUUGAGGAUGAGAUAUUGAUUCAACUUAUUUCUCCGCAGAUCCAGCUCACGAGUAUCGCGACGCCAGAUGCGUCUAUUAACGUUAUUUCACCGCUUAUAGAGGUGAAGAUCGUGGCAGUGCUCGAGAAACCGCUGAUUGCGAUAUUGAUUAACGACAAAGUGGUGGAGAAACGUUUCGGCGUGAUGCUCCACGAUGCCACGAUCUACCUCUUGCCGAGGGAGGCCGGCGAGAAGUUGUGCCAGAGCGACGGCUAUGGCAGCAGUGACAAAUGGCCGCCGUGGUUGGAUCUGCGAGUGUUCUCGGACCAGGCGAUCCAUGCGCAGCAUUUACUUAUUGAGCAGACCUCGAUAAUGCUUCGAUAUGACCAGGUGAAUGCUCUUGUGAGCGCCCAAACAAAGAUCCGGAAGAAGGCCUCCAGGGAAAGGAACCCCCAGGAUGCCGAUACAACCUCUGAUUCCGACUCCGCCCGGAGUCGGAUGUCGGUGGAUAUUCCCCGUGUGGUUGUGUCGUGCACCUCAAAACAGUACUUCACGCUCUAUCUUCUCAUUUUAGAUCUCCUCAUCUACUCAGAGCCUAUGCUGGACGAGCUUAGCGAGCGCCUAGCCAAGCUCUCUCUCCUGAUUGACCUCAACGACCUCCAGGCCAUCCCGACCAAGAUUCGGCUGUUGGUAUUUUCAUUCCAAGCAUUGCGUAAGAUGGCCAACAACUACAAUUUCCGCCAGCACUGUCUUGAUAAUGAGCAGCUCAACGACUACACCACCAUCUCCAUGGAGCAGCUCAACAUCUUGGCUGAGUUAUACCUCCUCAUGAAGGCGAUUACGAUGGGCAACCAGGCGAACAGCGAGCUGUUGGAGUGGAAUAUCUGCGCGGACCUGAUCAUCCUCCAUAUGUUGGACGAGACCAGUCAUUCGUUCGUGGACUUAGCUAUUGCCCGCGCUGCGUUUCAGCGCGUAGAGAACUCCGACGGAUCCAACCGAAACAGCGUGACCAUCGGUGUGAUGCAGGCCAUCAACCUUGCCCCAAGCACCUACUACCCCGAUCUUCUCCGUCCGUUUAUCCCCUUAGAAGACAACGCUUCAGUUCAGUCGAUGGACACCACGGAGUACCUUCGGGAUAAGAACAUGGUUGAGGUGCGGUGGGAUUUGGGCAAGACCGUUGGGGGGAUCCAGAUCGUGAAGGACUUUGUGAUCAAGGCAGAGCCCCUCAGCGUGGAGCUUGAACAGGAAAUGGGCGAGAAGUUAGUUCGAUACAUCUUCCAGACGGAUGACGAUAAAUUGGGCGAAAGCCCGUUGCUUGCCAAGUCUGAUCCGAAGUCGUUAGAAGCGGAUCUCAUAGGAAAGCCAGAGCACCGGGAGAGUCGUUUAAGACUUCGCCCCGAGGACGGAAGUGGUCACUCUCCGGAAAAGUCCGCCACUUCAGGCUCGUCAGGCUACAAGAACUUAUCGCAGCUUGGCGACGCGUCCAUAACGAGGAUGGACGAGGAGCUUGGCGAUGAAGUGGACGAGAUGAUGCAGCGUGCGUCAAGCUACAUGUCCAUCAUCCACUUGAAAGUGUUUCCGAUGACGUUGAAACUCUCUUACAACGGUGUGAGUGGUAUCAAGCGGAUGGUAAACGUGCAUGGCUUGUUAUUGAACCUUCCAGAGUUUGCGUUUGCAAAUAAGCUCUGGACAUUAUUGGACAUCGCUCUAGAGCUUAAGAAGUAUGUGAUCAAGGCUUUGCUUGCCCAAACAGGGAAGAUCUUGGGGAACAAGAUGAAGAUCCACAACAGGACGAAAAAGGUGAUGGCACACGCGAAGCCAUUGACAAACUACGCAAACUUUACCCGAGCGAUGGAUUUGGUUGGGGAUAAGUCAGAGGUAGAGCUGGGGCCGGAGACAACUGCAAUGGCAGCCGAAGUGGAGGCAACUGAAGCAAAGACUACCGAAGUGGGGGCAGCCGAAGCAAAGACUACCAAAGCGAAGACCACCGAAGUGAAUUCCACCGGAAUGAAGACUACCGAAGUAAAGACUACCGAAGCGAAGGUUUUUACAAAUGCGUGACAACUCUGAUCUUUGAGUCAAGACUUAUUAUGGGUGGUCUAUAACUUAUGCCUCCGGGCUGAGCUGACGGGAUGAAAGAUAUGUAUAGUUCAAAAUAAAUUCGAAUAGAUUAUAAAAUGAGAG
Messenger RNA from Babjeviella inositovora NRRL Y-12698, 7808 nucleotides. RefSeq names its product Fmp27p (gene FMP27). The transcript has a single exon. Bases 57 to 7685 code for a protein of 2542 amino acids. NCBI's taxonomy places the organism in Eukaryota, Fungi, Ascomycota, Pichiomycetes, Serinales. The record is from RefSeq and is a predicted model, not a curated record.